AUGCCUCCUCCCAAACCCAAACCCAAGUCUAAGUCCUCUAAGGGCACCGACACCACAUGGUCCCAUGAAUUCGAUACCCUCCGCCGAGAGAACUUGUUCAAGAACCCCCCCAAAGAUCACACCGCAUACCCAGCUCUUACGGCGGCCAUUGCCCCGCACAUCGAGUCCUUCAAUGCCCUCCUCGAGAAGGAUGGCUUGAUAGCACAAGGCUUGUUGGAUAUUGGCACCAGGACAUAUCUCGAUGGAGACGAAAGAGCAGGAGCAGCGGGGAAAAAUAAGUUGACAAUCAGGAUCAAGGAAGUGUUUGUGGAGAAAUCAGUCUUGCCCGCCUCGAAUAAGUUUUCUACCAAGAAUCGAGAGAUUAUGCCCGCAGAGUGUAGAGAACGCCAUGUCACCUACCGGGGGAAGAUGAGUGCGCGACUGGAAUCUAGAGUCAAUAAUGGAGAUCCAAAAGAGUUUGUCAGAGAUCUGGGCCAGAUCCCUCUAAUGCUCAUGUCAAACCGAUGUCAUCUCGAACAUAACCCACCUGCCCAGCUAGUUCAGCGAAAAGAGGAAGCUGAAGAGCUUGGAGGAUACUUUGUGGUCAACGGGAUCGAAAAACUCAUUCGUCUCCUCAUUGUCAACCGAAGAAAUUACCCCAUGGCCAUUGAACGACCUUCUUUUGCCGGCAGAGGCCCAGCCUAUACAAAAUACGCCUCCAUUAUACGAUCUGUACGACCCGAUCAGACUUCCCAGACGAAUGUCUUGCAUUACCUGAACGAUGGAAACGUGACGUUCCGAUUCUCGUGGCGGAAGAAUGAAUACCUGGUGCCCGUAAUGAUGAUCAUGAAAGCUUUGGUGGAGACAAAUGACCGAGAUAUCUUUGAGGGUUUGGUUGGAGUUGCUGGAUCCGAAGGCUCUCAAAACACUUUCUUGACCGACCGAGUGGAACUGUUACUGCGGACCUACAAGGCAUAUGGGCUGUAUACGAAGAGCAAGACGAGGGCCUAUCUGGGAGAGAAGUUCCGAAUCGUGCUCAACGUUCCCGAUACCAUGUCGAAUUAUGACUGUGGAACCGAAUUUUUACGAAGGGUCGUCCUUGUUCAUCUUGGCAAUGUCAAUGUUACAGAGGCACAGGAUAUGGACAAGUUCAAGAUGAUGCUUUUCAUGACGAGGAAGCUGUAUGCAUUGGUUGCAGGAGAUUGUGCAGUUGAUAACCCCGAUGCUGUCCAAAAUCAGGAGGUACUCUUGGGCGGUUUUCUUUAUGGGAUGAUAAUCAAAGAAAGACUCGAUGACUGGCUCACAACCCAGCUCAGAAUGUCAAUACGUGAUUGGACUCGGAAGAAGCCAGAAAAUACCUUCGUAUCACCAGACUUCACCAGGGACUUCCCUACUAAGCUUUUUGGCAGGACCAACGAGAAUAUUGGCGGUGCAUUGGAAUACUUCAUGUCAACCGGCAAUCUUGUUAGUCCCACGGGUUUGGAUUUGCAGCAAGUUUCGGGAUUUACAGUUGUGGCAGAGAAAAUCAAUUUCUUGCGAUUCAUCAGUCAUUUCCGUAUGGUUCACAGAGGUAGUUUCUUUGCUCAACUGAGAACUACCAAUGUGCGUAAACUUCUGCCGGAAAGCUGGGGCUUCAUGUGUCCUGUUCACACUCCUGAUGGAAGUCCUUGCGGUUUGUUGAACCAUCUUUCACACAAAUGUCAGAUCGUCAUACACUCACUUGAUGUUUCAACAAUACCCCAGUUGGUAGUUGACCUUGGAGUGGUCAACUCUGGAUCUUCUUCUACAAAGGAGAGCGUUGUUGUCCAACUAGAUGGAAGAAUUCUCGGGUGGUGUACCCCGAAGCAGGCACGUGCAAUUGCAGAUAUCCUCCGUUACUGGAAGGUUGAAGGUAGUCACGGUGUGCCAAAAGAGCUUGAAAUCGGUUACGUACCCCUAUCCACUGGUGGGCAGUAUCCUGGCAUAUACAUGUCCUCUGCUCCUGCUCGAAUGAUCCGGCCUGUGAAGUAUUUGCCACUCGACAAGGAGGAUUUCGUUGGACCCCAAGAACAGCCUUUCAUGUCAAUCGCAGUAACUGAGCCGGAAAUCAUUUCGGGAGAAUCCACCCAUGUUGAAUUUGAUCCAACAAACAUCCUGUCGAUUCUCGCAAACAUGACACCAUUCUCUGAUUUCAACCAGUCUCCGCGAAACAUGUACCAGUGUCAGAUGGGCAAACAAUCCAUGGGAACGCCAGGCACUGCCACCCGCUACAGAACCGACAACAAAACUUAUAGACUUCAGACGGGUCAAACACCGAUUGUUCGAGCACCUCUGCACAAUGAUUAUGGGUUCGACAAUUUUCCCAAUGGUAUGAAUGCUGUCGUAGCUGUCAUCUCCUAUACGGGCUACGACAUGGACGACGCUAUGAUAAUCAACAAAUCAGCCCAUGAACGUGGGUUUGGCCACGGUACUAUCUACAAAGUGAAAAAGAUCGAGCUUGAAGAGGGCGCUAUGAAGUCCCGCUCCACGAAGAAUAUCAAGAAACUUUUCGGGUUUGCACCUGGUGGAGAGAUCAAGGCUGAAUGGAAGGAUGCACUCGAUACGGAUGGGCUACCAUUCAUCGGACGUAGGCUUCAUGAAGGCGACGUUAUCUGCGCUUGGCACACAGUUUCCAUGGAUGUGAAUGGUGAGCUCGUGAAUCGUGAUGGGCAAACCCACGUGGAGAAGUACAAGGACGGCGAAGAAGCAUUCAUCGAAGAGGUCAGAAUGAUUGGCAAUGAAAAUGGCGCUGAACCUGCUCAAGCCAUAUCGAUCAAAUUCCGAGUACCUCGUUCACCUACCAUUGGUGACAAGUUCUCCUCUCGACACGGACAGAAGGGUGUUUGCUCGCAGAAAUGGCCAAACAUUGACAUGCCAUUUUCCGAAUCUGGUAUCCAGCCUGAUGUCAUCAUCAAUCCUCAUGCUUUCCCAUCUCGUAUGACCAUCGGUAUGUUUAUCGAGUCACUGGCCGGGAAAGCUGGCGCCUUGCACGGCCUAGCACAAGAUAGCACCCCGUUUAAAUUCGAUGAGGAGAACACAGCCGGAGAUUAUUUCGGCCACCAACUUAUGAAGGCUGGCUACAAUUAUCAUGGAAACGAGCCAAUGUACUCUGGAAUCACAGGGCAAGAACUCCACGCAGAUAUUUAUAUCGGAGUGGUCUACUAUCAACGCCUCCGACACAUGGUGAACGACAAGUACCAAGUUCGAACCACCGGUCCUGUGACUCAACUUACCGGACAGCCGAUCAAAGGAAGGAAGAAGGGAGGUGGUAUUCGUGUUGGAGAGAUGGAGCGUGAUUCGCUACUUGCUCACGGCACUGCAUUCCUUUUGCAGGAUCGAUUACUCAACUGCUCAGACUACACGCGUUCUUGGAUUUGCAAGCAGUGCGGUACGUUCUUGUCAACUCAACCAACAGUUUCUGCCUUUGUGUCGGCCAAGAAAGGAACCGGUGUAGUACGGUGCCGAAAAUGUGCUAAGAAGGCCGAAGCGUGGUCAGGAAAAGGCGAAAUCUGGGAGGAUGGAGAAGGACAAAGAUGGGUAGGAGGCGAGGACACUACCAUCGUAGCUGUGCCGGGAGUAUUGAAGUACCUGGAUGUCGAAUUGGCAGCAAUGGGGAUCAAAAUGAAGUAUAAUGUCGGGCCGUGA
Lachnellula hyalina is the source of this 3642-nucleotide messenger RNA. RefSeq names its product DNA-directed RNA polymerase I subunit (gene acr-2). Gene Ontology annotation, cellular component: nucleus; RNA polymerase I complex. The transcript has 2 exons. The record is from RefSeq and is a predicted model, not a curated record. NCBI's taxonomy places the organism in Eukaryota, Fungi, Ascomycota, Leotiomycetes, Helotiales, Lachnaceae. Gene Ontology annotation, biological process: DNA-templated transcription. Bases 1 to 3642 code for a protein of 1213 amino acids. Gene Ontology annotation, molecular function: ribonucleoside binding; DNA binding; DNA-directed RNA polymerase activity.